AUCUAACCCCACCUGACCCGCGCCGCCGUGCCUCAACAGCUUCCGCGGACGGCCAACAGUCUUCCAGGCUGCCCCGUCGCCGUCGGCGAUAAUCCGCCGCCGAGCAAAGCAGCCGAGCCGAGCCGAGCCGAUGGCGGCGGCGCUGGCCGCGCUCCCCCGUGGCGCUUCCCGCCUCGCGCCUCGUGUCCGCCAGCCUCCCUUCCGCGCUCUCUGCGCCGCAGCUGCGGCCGGCGAGGCCUCGAAGCGGAGGCUGGUACUGUACAGCAAGCCGGGGUGCUGCCUCUGCGAUGGACUCAAGGAGAAACUCCACGCCGCGUCGCUGCUCGCUGGCACGCCCUACUCCCUCGCGUCCCUCGAGCUCCAGGAGAGGGACAUCACGACGAAUCCGGAGUGGGAGCGGCUCUACCAGUACGAGAUCCCAGUGUUGGCCAAGGUGCUCCCCGACGGGACCGAGGAAAUACUUCCCAGGUUAUCGCCACGUCUAAGUGUUGAGCUCGUACAAAAGAAAAUUUAUUCUGCGUUUGAUCAGUAAGGAGACCUUUUCUGGGGGGCAAUGGCAAUUUUAUUUAAUUAAUAGCUCCAGCUGUAAGAUGUCAGUUGUAAUACUUUCUUGAUUGACACAUGGAUUUCAAUUUGCUUGACUUGUGUUCUGUAAGGAUUUUUUAUAGAUUUGUUCAUUGCUUUGAUGAAAUGUAAUUAUAUGGAGUGACAUCCAAAUACUUAUGUUGCUUCUUAAGAAUUUAUAUGUCACACAUGAUGGUCAAUGAUGUCACAAUGAAACAUGGAUAGCCGA
Messenger RNA from Sorghum bicolor (sorghum), 793 nucleotides. RefSeq lists its product as uncharacterized. Lineage: Eukaryota; Viridiplantae; Streptophyta; Magnoliopsida; Poales; Poaceae. The record is from RefSeq and is a predicted model, not a curated record. The transcript is spliced from 3 exons. The coding region runs from base 131 to 532 and encodes 133 amino acids.